UGCGUUAACAUGGGAGCACAUCGUUUUUACAGUUAGGCCAUACAGAAUUCACACAGACAUUGUUGUUGCUCCAAGGAAACGGAAAUUGCACGCCAAAAAAGCCAGUCGAAGCGAAACUCUUGACAAAGUUGAACGCGUUUUAUGUUUGUGGCCGUCGGAGUGCGUUUUGUCGUCGGUUGCGGUACAUUUUUGCGUUUUUUAGUUCUUUUCGUGUAGAAAAAGUCGCGUUCGCUCGUUCGCGUAGCCGUGUUAUAUACCGGUCGUGUGUGUGGCGUGCCGCAUUAGCCUAGGUACACACGUGCGUGUGCUUGUUAGCCACGCGUACAAAGUGGCGUCUAGACGUUACCCACGCUAAUGGAAAUUUUCGGCUGCUCUUGGGAUAUGUUACAAGAAAUUUGCAUGAAAAUUGUGGUGCUUUGUGUGGUUCUAAGCUAUAGUGUGUUCUACCUUUAAUUGUUGACAGCACCGUCUGUGUGAAAAAUAUUUCCGAAGGUGUAAAAGUAUAGUGGGCUAAAGUUUGUUGUGAAAUUUGUAUGUAAAUCCAAAAUAUAACAAAUAUAUAUGUAUAUGUAUGUACAUAUAUAUAUUUACAAAUAAUACUUUGUCGUUUGCUCAAAGUAAUCAAUAAAUUUGGUAAACUUCUUUGAUAAAUGUGCAAAACUUUGGACGGCAACUACAUUGGAAGCAAGCGGUGCUAGCGAGCAGUGAAAGUGACUCAUGUCGGGCUUACAACGAGUGCAGAUUAAUUCGUAGAACACUUUACACUGUAAGCUUUUCGGCAAAAAAAGCGAAAUUCAAGUCAGUGAAAUUUUGUACUGAACGCCUAGUAACAAGAAAAAUAUCGCGGAGCAUGGAGAUACAAUUAAUUACGCGUCAAAAAUGCUAAAAACGCGAACUUUUAUUUCAAAUAUUUAAACUAGAGCGGAAUAAAAAACAAAACCGAGUACCGUUGUAAGGAAAAAAAGUUGUGACAAGCAAAUUUAAGGAAAAGCUAAGAAAUUCUGAAAUUAUGGAAAUUAGUGUGGCGCAACAAAAACAUGAAAGCAUUGUGUAACGGCGCUUUAAAUAACGGAGCGGACAAACUUUGCGAAAUAAAACGGACAAAUUCACUAAACGCACACAACAACAAUUAGUGGUUAGUGAGAGAAAUAAAAAUUAACAUAACGUGCUGUUGCGGGCGAAAGUGUAGAAAAAACAACAAUAUUAACAACAACAACACACAUAUAAUAAUAAGUUGAUAAAAUAAGCGGCAGCAAAUUAAACAUAAACCGCUUAUGAAAAUAACGCCGCCACACUUGUGGCCAGCAGACUGGCUAGAAACAGAAGGAGAACAAGCAAGACUGCCGCGCAAGCAACUUGCAGCAGCAAAAACUGAAAACACAAAAACAAAUUUAGAAAAAAGCUUAAAUACCACAAAAAGUGGCGCAAAGUGAAAAAAUGCGUGCGAAAAACUUUGCCCCAAUGGAGAUGCGCUUACGCAGCGGUAAAAUAAAAAUUUGUACAAGAAAAUCAAUUUCAUAAACAACAACAACAAUAAGCGAAGCAUAAGCCAAGAAAAGCAAAAAAAAGGACGAAAAUAUGCUACCGACAACAAAAUAAGCAAAUAAUAGAGAAUCCACAACAAUAAAAACGAAAAGCAACAACAAAAGCGGCCAAAGUGUGGAUACAAAGUUGGCUAAGCUACUUGGCUGACGUGACAGCUAAUGGCAAUGGCCGCGCAACGCGCAAAUAAAUGGCUAAAAUUCUGUACGCGAACUGAGCAGUCACUUAAGCGCCGCCGCGCCUCGGCAGUCGACGAGACGAAAAAACGCGAGUCUAUCGAUUUUUGUGUGAGUCAAAGCAAGUGAACAAGUAAUUGAAUCAUUAGCAGUUUGUGGCUUAGGCAUUCACGUGCAACAUGGCGCAGUAAUCACAUAACAACUAUUCGAAGCGCUUUAGACUAAAAUAAGCUACUUGUGUUAAGCGUUUUGCAUACCACCCGCCCACCUUAAUGUACCAAUACACAAUCUAAUUAAAUUAAUUCGACAUUUGUGCAAAGUUCACGCUGAAAAUCGACGAACGAAUUGCUAUAGCAUACUUACUAGUUGCCAGUUAAAACGUUAUGCCGCUAGCGUGCCGUUAUUUUAAAUGUUACUGCAACCGUUCAAGCGAAAACUACGUGCAGGGCUGGAACAACUGCAACAGCAACAGAAACAACUGUGGUAGCCGUAACAAAAAUAUACGCAACAUUGACAUUGGCCUCGGACAGCGGGGACGGCAACUACAAAAAUAACAACAACAACAAAUAUAAUAACAAAAACAACAAAAGCAACAAAAAUCAAAACAACAACAGUAACGAAAAAAUAACAACAACAACAAAAACAAUCAUAAAAUCAGCAAAGAACAAUAACAACAACAACUAAACAAUCAACCUUUCGCAUUCGUUCAUGCCACAUUCAAUAUACAAAAACAAUUGGGUGGCAACCUUUUGCUGGACAACUAACUACAAAGUGUGCGCGCAUAAAAACGCCAAAUAGGGAAGGUGGCGCAAAAACAAAACACAAAAAAAAACUAAAGUUCAGCGAACAGUAAAUGCGGAAAGUCAAACGAAAACGGAAAAUAUCAUAAAAUGGCUACAAUAAAAAUUCGACAAUUGAAUUCAUUUAAAUUGCAACAGCAGCAGCAGGAGGAGUUGCCGAAAGCCAACUGCCGCGGCGCAUUCGCUUUGCUGUUUAGCCGUUGUUCGUAUUGCGCAACAAAUUAUUUGAAAAGUUAUUGCCGCAUUAAGCGUCAUGGUGUUAAUAAAAAUAAAACUUUAUGUUGGCUGACAUUGACUUUGAUUUUAUUGAGCUGCAGCAGUUGGCAUGGACGGCGCGGCGGACGUGGUAGCGGCGGUGCUUUCUGUUAUGCGCUCGAUAUCGGCAGCUGCAAGCAGCCGCUCGGCAUGGAAUCCGGUGCCAUCGCUGAUACGCAAAUUACCGCUAGCUCGGCGCACGACAUGGGCAAUGUGGGCCCACAACAUGCCAGACUGAAGGUGGAUAAUAAUGGCGGCGCUUGGUGCCCUAAGCAUAUGGUUUCGCGUGGUCUCAAGGAGUAUCUGCAAAUCGACUUGCUGCAAGUACAUGUCAUUACGGCGAUACGUACGCAGGGUCGCUUCGGCAAAGGGCAAGGUCAGGAGUAUACCGAAGCGUAUGUGCUCGAGUAUUGGCGGCCCGGUUUUGAGAAGUGGUUGCGCUGGAAAACGAUACAAGGCAAAGAGAUACUAACAGGCAAUAUAAAUACUUAUAGUGAAGUGGAAAACAUUUUACAGCCGAUCAUUUUCGCCUCGAAGGUGCGGAUCUAUCCAUAUAGCCAAUAUGAUCGUACUGUCUGCUUGCGCGCUGAAGUGGUCGGUUGUCUAUGGGAAGACGGCAUCGUUUCAUAUAGCAUACCCAAAGGCGUACAGCGUGGUAUGGAAAUCGAUCUAUCAGAUAAGACCUACGAUGGACACGAAGAAGGCGAUCGAUAUGCCAAUGGACUGGGACAAUUAGUCGAUGGCCAAAAGGGCAAGGAUAACUUUCGCACCGAUAUUCAUGGCUUUGGAAAAGGCUAUGAGUGGAUUGGCUGGCGUAAUGACACACCAAAUUUAUUGGGUCAUCCAGUCGAGAUUACGUUUGAGUUCGAAAGCGUACGCAAUUUUAGUGCAGUUAUAUUGCACACAAAUAAUAUGUUCUCCAAAGAUGUGCAGGUUUUUGUCCACGCAAAAGUCUUCUUCAGCAUUGGCGGCCGACAAUAUGCCGGUGAACCUGUACAAUUCUCCUACAUGCCAGAUACUAUUCUGGAUCAUGCACGUGAUGUGACAAUCAAACUUCAUCAUCGCCUUGGCAAAUAUUUACAGUUGCAUUUGUACUUCGCGGCACGUUGGAUAAUGCUCAGUGAAAUCACAUUUAUAUCGACACCUAUUGUUGGCAAUUUCACAGACGAAGAUUUCGCUGGUGGUACGAUGGCUGCGGGUGCAACACCGCAAGAUAAUGCCGAGUAUCCGUUUCAGCGUGAUGAAGUGGAGCGCGUCAUUAACGGAAAAUUUGGUGAGCGCAGUCAACCGCAAACACCAUUGGUGAUUUCACCCAAACCCAUAGACCAUCCAGAACCGGAGAACAGUUUGAUUGGCUUCAUUUUCGCCGUAUUGGUGGCCAUCAUAUUGGUGCUCGUUGUGGUCAUACUCUUAAUCGUCAUACGUAAUAAACGCGGUCGUGGCGGCAAUGUGCUCGAUGCAUUCCAACAUAACUUCAACCCGGAUACGCUUGGUGGCGCCGACAAACGGCUCAAUUGCAAUGGCAUGAAGGCCGUCACUAUGGACAAUGACACGGAGUCGAUUGACAAGAGCAGCCUCUACCAUGAACCGUUCAAUGUGAAUAUGUACACGAGUGCAGCGAGCGGUUGCUCCAUGAAUGACAUGCAACGGCAACAUGUCACACCGGACUACACAGACGUCCCGGACAUUGUCUGCCAGGAGUACGCCGUACCACAUAUGCAGGACCUACUGCCGACGAGCACACAAAAAUCCAAUUCCUUGUACGGCGCCAGCAUGGGCGCUGGUGGCGGCAGUAGCAGCAACUAUAGCACCAGUGCACGCAACACACUCAACAGCAUGUUUCAAUCGAAACUGUCGACCGCUAGUCAAAAAUUACAACAACUACAACAUCAACAUUCAUAUCAGUCACAACUGACGCCACCACCACCACCGCCGCCGGCACCCACCACGGCCACAGCCAGCACACACUGCCCGCCACCAAUACCGCCCCUACCGCCAUUAUUGGGCAACGCUAGCAGUAAUGAGAAAUACUAUGCAACCACAGCGAUUUGCAAAGCAAAUGCCGCCACAAAUGCCUCGCAUGGCAUUGGCGGUGGUGCGGUCGGUGGUGUGGGCACAAAUGCUGGUGCUUGCAAUACAUUACCCAAUGGCAGCAUUGGUGGUGGCAGCGGCAGUCUCGCCUCUACAACGGCCAGUCUGGCAUCGAGCUCGACAACGCCAACGGGCGGCGGUUAUGGUUAUGCGAGUUCUGCCGCUACUUUGGCUGCUGUUAAACCGCAUCAUUACAAUCUGGACAUGAGUGGAAAUGGCCUGGCUGGCCACGCCAUCGUCGAUGUUAACGAAGAGCUGGCUAAUUUUCAAGUGCAAGAGUUUCCGCGACAAUCGUUGGUGAUAGUGGAGAAAUUGGGCUGUGGCGUUUUCGGUGAGCUACACUUGUGCGAAACGAAGGGGAUGAGCGCCAAUUUGGUAGCAGUCGCCACACUCCGACCCGGCGCGCCCGAUCAUAUGCGUAAAGAGUUUCGCAACAAGGCGAAACAGCUCGCCCGCCUCAACGAUCCGAAUGUGGCGCAUUUACUUGGCGCCUGUCUGCGUGACGAGCCCAUUUGCAUGGUGUUCGAUUACUCGGAAUGUCUGGGUGACUUAAAUCAAUUUCUGCAGGAGCAUGUAGCCGAAACGACGCAUAGUCUACAAGCGGGUAUUAUGACGAAUAAGAGCUUAAGUUAUGGCAGCUUGGUGUACAUAGCUACGCAAAUUGCAUCGGGCAUGAAGCAUUUGGAGCAAAUGAAUUUCGUGCAUCGCGAUCUGGCAACAAGAAGUUGCAUUAUUGGCCCGGAAUUGACAAUAAAAGUCUGCUCCAUUGGCACUGUGAUAAAUCGCAUCGCUUACGCGGCCGACUACUGUCAGCUGGAGGGUACUUCCGGACGUCAAACGCAGCCGAUGCCCAUACGUUGGAUGGCCUGGGAGAGUGUACUGCUGGGCAAAUUCACAUCGAAAUCGGAUGUUUGGUCCUUUGCAGUAACGCUUUGGGAGAUAUUAACUUUUGCACGCGAACAACCCUACGAACAUUUAUCGGAUGAGAAGGUGAUCGAGAAUAUCGGACAUAUCUAUGCGGAUGAUAAGUUGCAUGAACUACUGCCGAUGCCACUAAAUUGUCCGCGUGAAAUUUACGAUUUAAUGUGCGAGUGCUGGCAGCGCAACGAAUCGAGUCGACCGAAUUUCCGUGAGAUUCAUCUAUUUCUACAGCGUAAAAAUUUGGGCUUCAAGCCCAACAACACAAUGCAUUACUAAAGUGGUGUUGUGUUCAAAAAACACAAAAAACCAACGAUUUAUAAAACUGCUAGUGAACUUUCUAAAGUAAAAACGAAAAAAACAUGUAAAAAAUUGUCUGCAUAAAAUCACAAUGAUUGGCGCCGCCUGCAUGGCCGUGAAUACUUAGUAUUUGAAUUAAAGAUUAUAAAUUUAAUUUAUAAGUAAAGCAAAACUCGGCGAAUUUAACACUUAAAGGCAUAGUAGUAUGUAGCAAGAGCUACAGUGUGUGUGAAAAAAACGCAAACCUUUUGUUUAAUCACUAGAUAAGUAACUAAAUAAGUAGGUGCAUAAUUUAUAUAUAAUAAUAUAUAUAUAAUUUAUAAACAAACUUGUAUUUAUAGUUAUGUAAUUAAUUAUUUUACGCUCAGCAGCUGAUAUUCAUUGAAGAGACGAAUAACGAUUACGAGGUUAUGUAAAGUUUUCUUUUAUUUUUUUUUUAUGAAUUUCGUUUUUGUCUGAAAAAGGUUUACACUUACUUGCAGAAAACUAAAAUGUGUGCCAUAUUUUCAUAAGGAUUCAAAGAAACUUGAUUUGGCUCUGGAAUAAAUAUUUACUUCAAUCCAAAAAGCUAUACGUUUGAGUAAAAAAAAUUAAAAAAAAAAAAACAAAUUUCACAAUCUACUAGGCUUCUAUCCAAAAGUAAAUCAAACUUGUUUUCAUCGAUAAUAAGGGGGCGCAUUCCGAAGGACCAUUUAUCGAGAGCGCAACAUGCUUAUUGUAGAGGCAAGUCAGUAGAUACUGCCCCGCAUACCAUCGUGUCAUGUUUUGAGGAAGCCAUUAAGGUUAAGGAAUUCGCUGUUGGGACCUUCUUUGAUAUAGAUAAAGCUUGCAAUAAAGUAUUGCCGGAAGCAGUCGUAACUGCUCUGGAGGAUUUUCGGGUUGAAUCCACACAUUUUCAGUCUUCUGUAUGACAGAGUGAUUGAAACGAAGGAGGAAACGCACGUGCUCGACGAAAUGUGAAUAGGCGGAGUUCUCUCUCCUCUUCUUUGGAUCUUGGUUGUUAACGACUUGUCUAAAAAACUUAAAAAUCGUGGCUGCAGGAUGAUUGCCUAUAUAUACGAUCUCGCCAGCAACCCAAAUGAAACGAAGAUGGGGUUUUUCACUAAAAGAUACAAGAUACCGGCAUUACCGUUGCCGGAAAUGGGAGACAUCCGUCUGCAACCAGAGGAUACAAUGAAAUAUCUUGGGCUGACCCUGGAUAGGAAGCUUUCAUGGAAGCCGAAUAUCGAAGAGAGAGCAAAAAGGCAUCGAUUGCCUUGUACUACUGUAGAGGAGCCAUUGGCAAAAGGUGGGGUCUCUCACCAAAAGUUUCCUCUGGCUCUACGACACCAUAGUCAAGCCCAUUAUGUUCUAUGGAAUCUUUAUGUAGUGGAGGCUCUAUAAAAGACCACAUUUGCAAACAAACAUGAGAGCGUUCUACCGGCGGCACUCAUCAGCAUGUAUGGUGCACUAAGGUCCACUCCAACCAUGACACUUAACGCCAUAUUGCACAUAUUGUUUGUGGAUAUCGCCGGAAGGUGUAUGACUGUGAAAGUUGCUGUCAGACUCAAAGAAUUUGGGUAUUUAAUUGAACACAUGCUUGAACACUCGGAAAUUCUCGUACACUUUGACUUCCAACCGAAUAACUUGAAUCAUGGAAUCACCAAACCGAACUCUGGCGGCUCCUACUCUACCCAUAUUCCGGCGAGGGAGUUGUGGAUAAGAAGAAGCCAUUGGAGGAGAGGGGCAGUGAGCUCUCUACGGAUGGGUCAAAGCUUGGAGGAAAGGUUGGUGGAGGGGUUUAGUAUCAGGAGCUCUCUAUCAACUCCAAUUUCAGACUUCCUGACUAUUGCAGUGUCUUCCAGGGCGAGGUUACAACCAUUAAGGUAGCAGUUAAGUUACAGCUCCGGAAUGCAGCCUCCUUCAGAAAAGUGACCAUCCACUCAGAUAGCAAAGCGAUACUAGCCUUGAACUCAUUAACAGUGGUGCUCCCGUAUCCCCUAGGGUUCUACUAUUAGAUAGCUGAGCUGCGCGGAAGCUUGGCCAGCGCUGGACCACCAUCGGUAUAUGCUCUGUCACAAAAGCCUUUUGGCCCAAGAUCCAUUGCAAGAGAUCUUGUGAUCUUUUUGCCCUCAUUACGGCUAGCCUCUCCUUUGAACAUAUGGAAUGGCAGAUACCGCAGACGAUGGAACGAUGAGCUGUACGAAUUCUACGAUGACAUUGACAAACUUCAGCGAAUAAAAAGACAGCGGCAAGGCCAUGUCAUCCAAAUGGACGAAAGCACUCUAGUUUUGAAGAUGUUCGAUGCGGUAACCGCUGGUGGAAGCAUAGGAAGGAUAAAGCCUUCACUCUGUUGGAAAGAUCAGAUGGAGAGCCACGUGGUGUUUCCAACUGACGAAAGAACAAAGAAAUUGCGCGCUAUUAUUGGUUCGGCUAGAAUCGCAUAAGCAGUGCCUACGCCAAUGUAGCAGUAAAUCGAUGUUCGUCCAGUCGCUGAAUAUUAGUUUUUCACACAUUUCCGAACCAUUGAGUAAUGGGUCUAUAGUUCUUUUCUUAUUUUUCUUUUAUUUAAUUUAUAGAAAAUUUUAUGAUAUUUUUAGUGGGUCAGUAAAAAAUUAAUUUUUAUUUGCGAUUAUGUUAUUAUUCCAUAGAAUUGUAUAAUAUUACCUAAAUAUAGGAUGGAAUAUUAUUUUCGUUGGUUCGAUGAAUAUUAGUUUUAGCGUAAAAAACCUUAAUAUAUAAUAUGUUGGUUGGCAAGUUGAUAGGUGUAAGCCAAUAUCUGCAAGUAAUUUUAAAUGAAAAUAGAGUUAGGAACUUGUAAAUUUCUCUCAAAUGGCCAUUUUGAGGCCUCAAAGCGAAUACACAUCACUAGCAUUUCUAGCAUAUAGUUUUAGGGGCUAAGAUUAAUACUAAUUAGUACUAGAGUGUUUAUGUAUAUACCGAAAACUAAUACGAAAGCGAUGUAAUCUUAGCUGUAAGUUGGAAUUUCUGUAUGUAGGUAUAUGGAAAAUAAGACAUAUUUUUUACGAAGGCUUUAGUUCAAAAAAUUUGUAAACUGCUAAAAAUUAUUAAAAGUACAGAUAUUGAUUUUUUAAGUAGACAAAA
Bactrocera neohumeralis is the source of this 9166-nucleotide messenger RNA. RefSeq names its product discoidin domain-containing receptor 2 (gene Ddr). Gene Ontology annotation, cellular component: signaling receptor complex. The coding region runs from base 2609 to 6061 and encodes 1150 amino acids. Gene Ontology annotation, molecular function: protein tyrosine kinase collagen receptor activity; ATP binding; collagen binding. Lineage: Eukaryota; Metazoa; Arthropoda; Insecta; Diptera; Tephritidae. The transcript has 19 exons. The record is from RefSeq and is a predicted model, not a curated record. Gene Ontology annotation, biological process: cell surface receptor protein tyrosine kinase signaling pathway; multicellular organism development; positive regulation of kinase activity.